GGUUAUAUGUACUUCCUAGAUCAAAGUAAUGAAGGAAACGUAUUUGCCUGAAAUAAAUGAAAUGUACCAGAGAAUUGCUACCAAAUUAGAGCAGUAUGACUCUUGUCCGCAACAACCAAAGUCAGAACAUCUUGAAAAGCUGAAGGUAUUCAAGGUCAUGUUGGAGCGCAUGAUAUCAUUCUUACAGGUCUCUAAAAACAACAUCACACCUACUUUCAAGGAUAAAUUGGGUUUCUAUGAGAAGCAGAUUGUAGGUUUUCUAAACCCAAGCAGAUACAGGAAGCCUAUUCCUAAUCUACAGCAAGGACAACCUCCCCAACCUCAUAUUCAACCUAUGCAGCAACCCCAAUCUCAAGUUCCUCAAUUGCAGUCCCAUGAAAAUCAACUGAAUCCCCAGUUGCAAUCAAUGAAUAUGCAAGGUUCUGUACCAAAGAUGCAGCAGAACAAUAUGUCAAGCUUGCUGCAUAAUUCUCUUUCAACUUUAUCUGGGGAUUCAACGUCACAAUCAAACAUGAUCAAUCCAAUACAACCAGGCUCCAAUUUAGAUUCUGGACAAGGAAAUGCACUGAACUCAUUGCAGCAGACACCUGUAGGAUCUGUACAACAGGAUCUCAUGAGCAUUUCCCAAUCAACCAAUGUCAACACAAUGUCAACACAAAGAGGGGCAAGUUUGCUGCAGCCAAAUAUUCCCCUUCAGUCGAAUUCCAGUAUGAUUCAACACCAGCAUCUAAAACAGCAGCAUGAACAACAGAUGCUACAAACACAACAGCUUAAACGAUUGCAGCAACGCCAGAAUUUAAUGCAGAAUCAACAGAUGCAGCAGCAGCAGCAGCAAUUACACCAGCAAGCUCCAUCUCCUAUGCCUGGAGAUUCUGACAAACCAGUUUCUGGUAUUUCCUCACUCUUAAAUACUGGAAAUAUUGUACACCAACCAUUUGUUGCACAAGCACUGGCUCCAUCCCUUGCAAUUGGCGCUCCUGGGAUAUCUGCAUCACCUUUGCUUGCAGAGUUUACCAGUCCUGAUGGUGUUCAUGGCGGUGCUUUGACAACUGUUUCUGGCAAGUCAAAUGUUACAGAGCAACCACUUGAGUGCUUGAUUAAAGCGGUGAAAUCUCUGUCUCCCAAAGCACUUAGUGCAUCUGUCGGUGACAUUGGCUCCGUUGUCAGUAUGAUUGACAGAAUUACUGGUUCUGCAGCUGGUAAUGGAUCUAAAGCUGCAGCUGGUGAGGAUUUGGUAGCAAUGACAGGAUGUCAUCUUCUUUCGUUUUUGUCUUUUUUAUUUUUCACGUGUUUCUCACAAGAUGGGAACUCGAGGGAAUAAAAAGUGCUGGGAAGUAAUUUUUGUUGGAACGUCUUGUGUAACAUCUUCUUUCGAUGAUGACCUCUUGGAUGGCUGCAUGAAGCUUGUUCCGCUUUAAAUUUCAAGGUUAAUCUAUUGCUAUGAGCACUGGUGUUUCAAUUUGAAACUUGAGUUGCAACUGAACUUAAAUGAAUAGUGUUGGAUUUGGGGCCUUCUA
Molecule: messenger RNA, 1517 nt
Organism: Populus euphratica (Euphrates poplar)
Lineage: Eukaryota; Viridiplantae; Streptophyta; Magnoliopsida; Malpighiales; Salicaceae
Product: mediator of RNA polymerase II transcription subunit 15a-like
Exons: 3
Coding region: 29-1321 (430 amino acids)
Molecular function (GO): chromatin DNA binding; transcription coactivator activity
Source: RefSeq, a predicted model, not a curated record